Molecule: messenger RNA, 726 nt
Organism: Leptosia nina
Lineage: Eukaryota; Metazoa; Arthropoda; Insecta; Lepidoptera; Pieridae
Source: the annotation of a GenBank genome assembly
AUGAGUUCAGGAUUUAUUACUGAAUCGGAAAUAUUGGAGGCUAGACAGCGCCGCCAGGAAGAAUGGGAAAAAGUGCGUACAGAAGACCAGCCCCAGGAGGCGCCAGAGGAACCCUACGAUUCACGGCCACUUUUCCAACGCUUAGAAGAGCAAAGACUCAAGAAGGAAGCUGAAUAUGAAGAAGCACACAAGCUAAAAAAUAUGAUUAGAGGGCUGGAUGAUGAUGAAGUUGGAUUUCUUGAUCUUGUGGAAAGAACAAAAGCAGAAGUAGCACAACAGAUAAGCAUUGAAGAGCAGAAAGAAAUGCAGGAAUUUCGGGAACGUGUAUCAAAUCUAGCUGAGAGUGAAGAAAUAAUACGAUUACGUGCACAGUUAGCUCCAGCCCGGUCUACACAAACUCCACAGACACAAAAAAGCAAAUUACAAGGAGUGGUUGUACGAAAGAGGAAAGCAAGUGAAAUGGAGGGUGAAAAUAAAGAAAAACCUUCACCUACAAAUGGAAUCUGCAAUAAAGUCACACAAAGUAACAUAGUGGUACCAUCUGAGACAUUAGGUGCAAUGCGGUCCGUCGCUGUGCUUCCUGGAUUAGGACAUUAUACAGAGACGUCUAGUGAUAGUGAUGACUCGUCAGAUAUUGAGAAUGAAAAAUCCUGCAUCAAGCGGGAUCUACUUGGCAGAAUGCCGGACCCAAUAGGAGAUAAGAGGAAGGAGGAAUCUAAAAGUUAA